Mycosarcoma maydis (corn smut) is the source of this 1287-nucleotide messenger RNA. Its product is annotated as putative rcd1 protein involved in sexual development. The transcript has a single exon. NCBI's taxonomy places the organism in Eukaryota, Fungi, Basidiomycota, Ustilaginomycetes, Ustilaginales. Gene Ontology annotation, cellular component: P-body; CCR4-NOT core complex; CCR4-NOT complex. Gene Ontology annotation, biological process: mRNA catabolic process; negative regulation of translation. The record is from RefSeq and is a predicted model, not a curated record. The coding region runs from base 1 to 1287 and encodes 428 amino acids.
AUGGCUGGCCGACCAGCCACCGCGGGCAGCAUGCCGGGCCGUAGGAUCCACACCCCUAGUCCCAUGCUUGGCAACGGUCUCGUCGAUGGCAAUAAUUCUAACGCCAACAGCAACGGCUCCAUUGGUGCCUCUCUUCCUCCUCCUCCCGGCACGGGCGGCUCUCUGGCCGGUGUUGACCUCGGCCCUUCGAUGCUUUCUGCUGCUGGUCCGCCUCCCAAUGCUGGUCCGACCAUGCCUGCAGGUACGGGUCCAGGCGGUACACCUACCACGGCUCUCAGCGUCUAUCAUCUCAUCACGCAGCUCUGCCAGCGACCGGAACCCAACGCCUCCAAUCGCAAGCAGCGUUGUGCAUCGCCUGCUACCGCCAACAGUACCAGCAGCACCAAUGCGGAUGGAACACCUUCGUCGGCCAACGCGACCAAGACGGUUGAUUCGCAAACGAGUCAGAGCAACAGUGAGCGGGAAGGUGCCACUUCGCCUAACGAUUUCGACAAGCUGCCAGGAUCGUCUGCGCAGCGUGAGCAUGCGCUGCUCGAGUUGAGCAAGAAGCGCGAGCAGUAUGAAGACCUGGCGCUGGUGCUCUGGCAUAGCUUUGGCGUCAUGUCGUCUUUGCUCCAGGAGAUCGUGUCUGUCUACCCGCUGCUCUCGCCGCCAGCUCUCACUGCUCAGGCGAGCAAUCGUGUGUGCAACGCACUCGCUCUGCUGCAAUGCGUCGCGAGCCAUAGUGAGACACGCGGCCUGUUCUUGCAAGCACACAUCCCGCUCUUCCUCUACCCAUUCCUCAACACGACGUCCAAGACGCGUCCGUUCGAGUACCUACGAUUGACGUCGCUCGGCGUGAUCGGCGCGCUGGUCAAGCAGAACGACAACUCGGACGUCAUCACUUUCCUCCUCUCGACCGAGAUCAUCCCACUGUGCCUGCGCAUUAUGGAGACCGGCUCGGAACUGAGCAAAACGGUGGCCAUCUUUAUCGUGCAAAAGAUCCUGCUGGAUGAUAUGGGAUUGGCCUACAUUUGUCAAACGUACGAACGGUUCUAUGCGGUAGGCACCGUGUUGAGCAACAUGGUUUCGCAGAUUGUCGAGAGUCAGGCGGUGAGGCUGCUCAAGCAUGUGGUCAGGUGUUACCUGCGACUCAGCGAUAAUCCAAGGGCAAGAGAGGCUCUUAGGGCGUGUCUGCCGGGACCGCUGAGGGAUGCUACCUUCCAACAACUGUUGAAGAACGAUCACAUCACAAAGAGGUGCUUGGCUACGCUGUUGCUCAAUCUUUCGGAUCGGGUCGAGCAGUAA